Aedes aegypti (yellow fever mosquito) is the source of this 2555-nucleotide messenger RNA. Its product is annotated as cytochrome c oxidase subunit 6B1. The coding region runs from base 1054 to 2232 and encodes 392 amino acids. Gene Ontology annotation, molecular function: 3'-5' exonuclease activity; 5'-3' exonuclease activity. Lineage: Eukaryota; Metazoa; Arthropoda; Insecta; Diptera; Culicidae. The transcript is spliced from 3 exons. The record is from RefSeq and is a predicted model, not a curated record. Gene Ontology annotation, cellular component: respiratory chain complex IV; mitochondrion.
UUGCCACUUUUCAACUCCGAGGCGGAUGCCAGACAUCCUCCGUAAUGGUUUCCGCCUGUAAGAAAAUGCAUUUUCAUGUCGGAAUGGUAGAAUUUCGAAUGGAGGAAGUUGUGAUUCAUGUAAGCCUCCUUUCGGCUGCCGUCCGAAUGGGUGAAAAAAUAGGGGAUGGUGGGAUUAUCUUAUUCGGUGUGUAGAAUGAAGUGUGCUAGAGAAGAAAAUUCGAUUGGGAUGGUGAAGUUGGGAAUUAUGUAAUGGUUAUUCGCUUUUAGGGGAGUUACGGCUUCCGGUUGCGUAUUCCAAGUUCCGCUGGCAACGGCAACUUUCCCUCGGAAGAUGUAACUUGCUUUUUCCAUCGAAGCACUCCACUUCUUUGUUGUUAUGUAAGCGUUUCGCCUUUCGGUCUGUCUGUCACUUUAAUCCAAAAAACUUGCAUUGAGAACAUCUCCACAGAAUCGUUUAUUUUGGUAGCAAAGAAUUAAGGGUGUCGCUGCGGAAGUUGUUCCAGGAUUUGCACAAACAGAGUUUAGAGCCAAUAUAGACAACAAAAAUCGGCUCUCCCACUUCAAUCUGCAAGGAGAUUAUUCUCAAAGAAACCCCCUCACCUCACUGCUAGAAAAUAGCCCUUUGUCCGCAAAAAAUCGGACCUGUUUUUCCCAUUUCCAAGGGAGGUUUAAUCUGGAGAAUGGGGUUUUGGUUGAAGCGAAAAGAGCCAACAAAUCCAUAUAGCCACAAGCCACAAACCAGUGUAAUACUGUGCAAAAGAAUCGAAAUAACAAAAAAACCUCCGAGAUUCACGCAGAGAGCAAACUCAGAUUCAGAAAAAGCGCGCUUAGCUAGCUGCAAGAACCACCGCAUCCAACAACAAGAACAGCAACAAGGAUCGAAGAUAGAGCGGAGCUGAUUGCUGCUGUUCGGAAGCUGCAGCUGGACUAGGCCGGAAAGAGUACGGAACACGGGAGCAGAUCGCCAUCGGACAGAAAUCCCGCCCAACUGUCCGGAGCGGUUACUGACUGAGAUCACCCCACUCCUUCCGGGGUUGCAAAAAACCGAUCGAUGCAGGACGACGAUUCACGUUCAUCCAGCGGUCGCGAUAAAUAUCGCGACGAGCAUCGUCAUCGCAGUCGUGAUCAUGACCGGGAACGGGACCGUGACAGGGAUCGGGAUCGUCGUGAUCGGUACCGAGACAGAAGUCGCGAACGGCGACGCGAUGACAAUCAUCGAGAUGAUCGAGGUUAUCGAUCGGAGCGAUACCGUGAUAAGAAAAACCGCGAUCGUUCCCAUCGGGAUCGAAACGAUAGAGAUCGGGACUACCGCAGAAGCAGUAGACGGGAUCGCAGCAGAAGUCGAAGUCGCGAUCGCCGGCGAAAAAGUCGUUCACGAUCACGCGAUCGUCAUCGGAAUGGAUCACGUUCCCGUGAGGGAAGCACUUAUUCCAAGGAUCGUGAACGCAAUCGAAGAGAUCUUUCGAUUGAAAUAGAACAGGAGUUGCAAAAUUUAAGGAAACUAUCGGAUAUGAAAGCAGCAGCCAAUGCAAAGGCGCAAGAAUUGAAUAGCGGUGAAACUGGAUCUGAGUCAAAAUCUAUGGAUGCAGAGAAUUCAAACAGCAAUAGCUCAAAGGUGGUUGAUCAGGAGGAACCGAAAAGUAGUAUUAGCAAAUUCUUCAGUGCGAGUGGUAACAGCUCGAAAACGGAAUACGUUCCGGAAAUACAAACCGAAGAAGAGCGAAUCGAGUUCCAGAAGAAGAUGCAGGAAAAAUUGCAGGCGCAUCUUGCUGCCGAGGGAAAACUCUAUCCCAAACCGAAGCCUACACCUGCAAUUAACACUGCCACAGGAUUUGCAAACGACGGGUCGUUUUUGGAGAUGUUUAAGAAAAUGCAAGAACAAGCUCAAAUGAGUGGCGUUGCCACGACCGGUGAGGACAGUUACCCAAGCGCGACGCCGACAGUUCCCACAGUCGUGACAGCAACGGUGCCAGUAGUAGCUGUGGCCAGUUCGAGUCAUGUGCCAUCAUCGGCCCAGCUGAUAAAACCCCACCCAGUGCCGAUUUCGAUCGUUGGACGACGAAGAGGAGGCAAAAUUCUCAAAACUGGAGUAGUCAAAAAGCAGAAACCGAUGGAGGAAUCAUUCGCCGAAACUCCGAAUGACGCGUGGAAUCUCUAUCUGCAGGAGGUGAAAAAGUACAAGAAUGCGUCCUGUGAUGCCGAUUCCAAAACGCGACCAUUAGUCAAGUAGAGUUCGUGUCGAAGUUUAACUUAUCGUUAAUUUUAAGCGACAUAAUCGUGAAAUGAACGAGCGGAAUGAUUGCGACGAGUGCUUCAAUCGUGUUAUAUAUAAGUUUACCCAAUCGAUUAGUAAGGAUACUACUGAUAUGAAUUUUCUAUUUAGACUAAACACUAUUGGGAAAAAUGUCGAGGUUACACGUUCCUAAAAUGAAACGGAAAAAUUCGACCAUCACUUUAGUUAUAAAAUUCCAAUUGGUUGCCCUAGGUUUUAAGAUGUAUAGACAUGUACAACUUUUUCUGUCUGGUCAAAAUGCAUUUUCUUCAAUGAUUCAA